CAUGAAAGUCAGGCCUUCCUCCAAAAUGAAUUUCAUGUUCCAAAAGGGAGCUCCCUGUUUCUGUGUCCAUGGCUUUGCCUGGCUUUUCUGCGACUUGUGGAAUGUUCUCAUUCUCAAAAUUAUUGCAAAUAAACUGCUGCAUGUUAAAGCUAUAAGAGUUAACCAUACAUAUGUUCUACUAAUAAAUUGGUCCUAGAAUCCACCAACUAAUAUGGUCUACUAAAAAACUUAGUUAAUACUGUCGUAAUCAUCAUUCUACUAAAAAAUUACUCAUUAUUGAUUAACCGAUAAAAAAAUAUUUAGACCGAGUAACCGAACAGAAUUGACAUCGGUAUAAAAAUCCUUAACUAAUUACGAACCGACUUCUAGUGAUAAUGUCAGUUUGGCCGUAAUGAAUAGACGAUCCAUAAGCGGUAAACGUUCACUACUCUCAAAGCUGGUUUUAUCACCCUUUAAAGCUAUUGAGCAAAUAACAUUUUUAGACACAAAAAUGGUUUGACUACUGAAAGUCAGGUGGCCGAAACACUCUCCCUGAUCACAGGAGUGAUUCGGACAGCCUAGUCAAGCCACCCGUUUUGCUGCCCUGUCGCGUUCUGGGUGGGUAAAGCACCCAGAUCAAAAAGGAUUGCAAAAUAAAAACAAAUUAAAGUAAUAAAAGUCACACAAAUGGUGGCUUAGAACAACGCUUUCGGAAGGUUUUGAUAUACAAAUGAUCUUUGACCAAUCUUCUACACCCACCGCACCUCCGCCUCUAAUCUCGCAGCCGCCCGCCGACCAUUUCUGUGUUCGCCAAAACCUGUACAGAUGCUACCUCUCGUGCCCAUCAUCAUACUCCAACUCUUCUUCUCCCCCUCCGCCUUUGCUGUGGACUUCCUCUACAACUCCUUCAAUGGGAUGGUCAAUGCCACCAACGUCACACUCAUCAACGACGCCCGGUUCGACUCCUCCGUCGUCCGCCUCACCAACGACUCCAACCAGUUCUCCUUCGGGCGAGCCUUCUACCCAACCAGGCUCACCAUGAUCAAACCCACCUCAAACUCCUCCGGUACCGUGAUCUCUUCCUUCUCAACCUCCUUCGUGUUCUCGAUAUUGCCCGAGACCUCUUCCAGUCCCGGCCACGGCCUCGCCUUUGUGCUAUCGAAUACUACUUCUCCGCCCGGUGCGCUUGCUAGCCAGUACUUCGGGCUCUUCACGAACGCUACUGUGCCUGCCGUGGCGACCCUUUUUGCGAUUGAAUUUGAUACGGGUCGAAGCCCAGAGUUCAAUGACCCAGAUGGCAAUCACAUCGGGGUCAAUCUCAAUAAUAUCAUAUCGACGACGACCGCGCCGGCCGGAUACAAUAAUUCGAUGGGGGAUUUCGUCCCUGUACAGAUGCGGAAUGGUCAGAAUGUACGAGCUUGGAUCGAUUUCAAUGGCACGAGCUUCGAAAUCAAUGUUACUGUAGCGCCGAUUGGUGUGCCGCGCCCCUCUACGCCUACUCUUAGUUUCAAGGAUCCGGUUAUAGCUAAUUACGUUUCGGCUGAGAUGUACGUUGGAUUUUCGGCGUCGAAGACUGAGUGGGUAGAGACACAGAGGGUUUUGGCUUGGAGCUUCAGCGACGUUGGGGUUGCUAGGGAGAUAAACACGACAAAUUUCCCGGUUUUUGAGCCUGUAUCGUCGUCUAAUUCGUUGUCAGCUGGGGAAAUCGCUGGGAUUGCCAUUGGUUGCGUUGCUUUUGUGAUGAUUUGUGCAUCUGGGUUUUACUUGUAUUGGCGAACGACCAAGUUGAAAGAUGAAGAAGAGGAGAUCGAGGAUUGGGAACUGGAAUACUGGCCACAUAGAUUUUCCUACGAGGAGCUAAGCCAGGCCUCAGAUGGGUUCUCCAAUCAGAACCUUCUGGGCUCGGGUGGAUUCGGAAGAGUCUUCAAAGGAACUCUCCCAAACAAAACCGAAAUCGCAGUCAAAUGCGUGAGCCACGACUCGAAACAGGGGCUGAGAGAGUUCAUGGCAGAGAUAUCAAGCAUGGGCAGGCUGCAGCACAAGAACCUGGUCCAAAUGCGCGGAUGGUGCAGAAAGGGCAACGAGCUCAUGCUCGUCUACGACUACAUGCCCAACGGAAGCCUCAACAAACGGAUCUUCGACAAGCCCACCAAAGUACUCGACUGGCAACAGCGCUGCAGAGUCCUUGCCGACGUAGCCGAAGGCCUAACCUAUCUCCACCACGGCUGGGACCAAGUGGUCGUUCACAGAGACAUUAAGUCGAGCAACAUAUUGCUGGACUCCGACAUGCGAGGCCGGCUCGGAGACUUCGGGCUCGCCAAGCUUUACCAACACGGCGAAGUCCCUAACACCACACGUGUGGUCGGUACUUUAGGCUACCUAGCGCCUGAGCUGGCUAGGGUGGCGGCGCCCACGUCAGCAAGCGAUGUGUAUAGCUUUGGGGUUGUGAUACUAGAAGUGGCGUGUGGGAGGAGACCGAUCGACAUGGCGGCGACGGAGGAGGUUGUGUUGAUGGAGUGGGUGACGGAGCUGUACGGACAGGGGAAGGUGGUCGAGGCGGCGGACCCGACGAUGAGGGGGCGGUAUGAGGUGGAGGAGAUGGAGAUGGUGCUCAAGCUUGGGCUGGAUUGCUGUCACCCCGAACCGCAAAGAAGGCCCACCAUGAAGGAGGUGGUGGCCCUGCUGCUGGGCGCACAGUUGGCCGCUGCGCCAGCGGACUUGUUGUCGGAGUUGGCCCGCGGUGACACAAGCACCGGCGGUGGUGGGUCGGAAGAGGCUGCAAUGCUCCGGCCUCCGGUGUGAAUGCAAAAAUUUUUUCUUCUCUAAAGAAUUUUUGUGAAUGAUAGUUUGACAGCAGAGUUUUGACAAGUGAACUUUAUUUAAUAUUAUCUUCCACGACUCUUUUAUU
Messenger RNA from Corylus avellana, 2887 nucleotides. NCBI's taxonomy places the organism in Eukaryota, Viridiplantae, Streptophyta, Magnoliopsida, Fagales, Betulaceae. The record is from RefSeq and is a predicted model, not a curated record.